AUGAGAUGCUUCACUUGCCUCCUAUUGGUGAUACCCUUGCAUACAAACGCUGUGAUUGAUAAUUUUGAAGGGAAGUGUGCAACACUACUUCCACCGUGGCUCCGGGCAAGAUACAGGUGGCCCUUGCCCUCCCCAUCUGGACCUUCUGUUGGGAAGAGCUACAUUCUCAAAUACGAGUACCAAGAAUUCUUCGCAAGUCAGCCAGCCUGGUUGGAAGAAUAUUUUGAUCACAAAAAAGAACGAGCAAAAAUUAAGGCGGUGUCACUUGGCGUUGAGUUUGUCGACAUUUAUGAUUUCGCCGAACAGACAGUCACAUCAUACAAAGCUAGAAAACCCUCAACCAGUGGAUGGGACCCACAAACCCAGGAUGAGUGUGGAAUAUACGACAUUAAAACGUUCAGAUCGAAAUAUCUUCACAUGGGGUUUCCAUGUGCUCAAAAACAUGCGGACACCUGCAAAAUGCCCACUGCUGAGCAAGCUCUAAGAUAUGGUGGUUCAUACAAAUAUUCCUUUAAGAAAAGCGUUAUUGAUUUAUCAACUCGAAAUAUCAAAAGCAAACUGUAUACUGCUUGCGUAGAGGAUGAAUUUCUGAAUGGAACCUACGAAUCCUAUUAUUACUGGGGUGGAGAGGAUAUUUCUUUUCCUUUCCCAAGCGGUGGGAAGGAAAUGCCCGUCUAUAUAGAACAGCAUGGAAAAUAUUGGAAUAACACAAAAGAACAUGACUUCCGCACAUCGAAGAAUAUUCCUUGGUACCAAAAAGAUCCCGCAUUCUCAGACGACAUGUUUCAGAUACCGCCUUCUAUGCAUUGUUACAGCUAUACAAAUCUCAAGAAAUUUCCUGCAAUGCCGGACUCGUUUAGUUUCAGUCAAGAAGAAAUUGGCUUUAACUUGAAAUCCACAGGAUUCCUGGAUGGAGGUUUCUCACCCCUAUCCUUCAAACGAAUUUGGUAUUCAGACAACCUCACAUAUGCAAGAGUUGACAUGAAGCCAUCACAAGAAGACAAAGAGGGACCUAUUUUAAAGAACGUCAAGGGAAUAAAUGGACAAGUCUCAGUCGUCCUCGAUUACACCUACGAUUUGGCCUUUCUAGCACAUUCUGCAAACGACGAGUGCCACGUUCUGCCAAUUGACAAUGACUUCUUUCUUUGUAACGGCGAGGCGAAUAAGUGUGAAAAAAUUGACCCGGAGAAGCUUUUCGGAAUGACUGGUAAUUUAUCGUACAAAGGAAAGUAUAGGGAAAGUGGUAUCGAAGGAGAGACUUGGUCCCGGCUAGAGGUUGAGGAAAAAAAUUCAAAAAUAAAAUCAAGACACGAGGUUUCUUUUCAAGUCGCAACACCGGAAGUGGAGUCCAACAGUGCUAGAAAGGAAUUCAUUCCUAUUCGACAGGCGGACUACAGAGAUUCAGUGUUACAAGAGAAAGAUAACCAAGAGUUCAAACAACAAGUCCGUAUCAUAAACUACUACGAGUUCAAUCGCACACAGCCAGAACUAGACGUAUACGUUAAGCACCCCUGCCUUCAGCGCUACAAGUCAAAGUUAUAUACUCUGGAAUUUGACGGACCUGGACUGGCUGAAACCAAUAAGGCACGUUUCCUACCCCAGCUGUGGAAAGCAAUAAAAAACGUUUGCAAACCCGAAACAAUGCUCAGGUUCGAACUUGUUGAUCUGCGAAGUCCUGCGUGGAUAUCGGAAAAAGUAGUGUACAUGAGAAUCCUUGAACCGUUCAAGACUAAUGAAACAGAGACUGAUACAUUUCUCAAAAAUAUAAAAGAACACGUUGACGCUGAAACGUUCGCGGUAUGCUUUAUGGGAUUGACUAAAGUGCUCGAGGAAAAAGAGAUGCAGUGGAUAGCAACGAAUCUUACGUUGGUUAAAGAAAACCCAGAAAUGGUCGGAACCACACCAAGAAACACCAUAAAAAAUCCAAGUAAUAAAAUUGAAAAAUGUCUGUUCUAA
Ixodes scapularis (black-legged tick) is the source of this 1956-nucleotide messenger RNA. RefSeq lists its product as uncharacterized. The transcript has 15 exons. Bases 1 to 1956 code for a protein of 651 amino acids. The record is from RefSeq and is a predicted model, not a curated record. Lineage: Eukaryota; Metazoa; Arthropoda; Arachnida; Ixodida; Ixodidae.